Molecule: messenger RNA, 1145 nt
Organism: Ostrea edulis (European flat oyster)
Lineage: Eukaryota; Metazoa; Mollusca; Bivalvia; Ostreida; Ostreidae
Exons: 2
Coding region: 75-956 (293 amino acids)
Source: RefSeq, a predicted model, not a curated record
ACGAACUACCAUUCUACUUCCGGUAUAAUGAAAAAUAUACGUGUGAGAGUUUGAAAACUAAACAGUCGUUAAAGAUGCAGAGGUCGCCCGAUGCAAAAUAUACACCAGCAUAUUCAUCGGAGUUUAUUCUGACGUCAUCGUCCCCAUUGCCCGUGGUCUCUACUAUCUUGUCUCCGAACCCUGGUGACUUACAACCAGAUAACGACCCCCUAAGCCAUAACAACAUGAAUCUUUUCCAGUCUACCCAGAGAAACGCUCAAUCCAGUACGUCAACAACACGGAAUUUUUUGGAAACAGAUAACACAAUUGAUGAUAUUGAAUCCUUUGUCCAAGCAGCCAUUCAAUCAUAUCCCCUAUCGAGUUGGGAUACACCAGAUGGGAUGGCCUCUGACCUAAACACUCCGGACAAGAGGAGCGAAGUAAGGAGAGACACGGAGGGGGUGAACGUUGCUUCAUUGCAGGACAGAAUCAGUCCGCUUCUAGAGUUACUCUGUUAUUCAGGUGAUAACGAUAUAGAAAGCUUGCUGACCCAAGACGUCAACGAAAAUAAAUUUCUAGGAACCAAAAUAAAUAAACCGAAUUCAAAUGAAGAAAGCACAAACGACGACGAAAAUGCGGACAAGCUAAGAAGACACGCCAAUUCUGAAAUACUCGCUCUGCUAGACUAUAACUACCCACACAGAAGCGACGAGGAGAACCUGGUUUGUUUUAUCUGUUGCGAGGCGUUCUACGAGCGUCUACAUCUGAAAAACCACUUGGUGAAUCUGCACCUGCGACACAUUCCCAUCAGUCAGUUUGCUGGCUGUCCCUACUGUCCGUUUGUCGGUAAGUCUCGUUAUCAGUUUGUGGACCAUGUCCUAAAGUCCAGGGCUGCAUGUAGAUCAUUGAUGAUGAGAAAGAAAGAAAAAGGCCGCUUGAAGUCAAAAUCUAAGUCCAACAAAGAAAAACAGAUUUAAUCAACAGAUGCAUAUUACGGAAAGGGAGUUUUGUUGUUAUUGGUUUUUUUCCCCUUCUCACAAAAUCAUUUAAAAAAAAAAAUUUAGUAAUUGUAUGUUACUUAAAUGUUGAAAUAUUGACAUUUUGGAUUAAAUUUUGAACUAUUGCAUUGUGAAUAAAAUGACAGCAAAUGAGUUUUUUGUCCGAAA